AAAAAAAAAAAAAAAAAAAAAAGGCUGCCUAGAGUAACAUUUGAACUACCUACGAAUAAUCGGCGGGGUACUGCAUAGGUAGUACAAUAGUCGGGAGAUAUUUAGUCUUUUUGGGUUGGUUUCAUUUUCGUUACCUUUUUUUUUACACCCCACGUGCAGCUCGUCGUUUUCGUCCCCUAAAAAAAACGCGACCCGGUUCUUGGGCCGUUUCUUCGAGACCAGGAAAAAGAGAGACAAGGGUGUGUGGGGGGAAAACCACAACCGACGAGAAGGCAUUCGGCAGAUCGCUAUCUCCCUACGGAUAAUCCAAAUAAGAGAAAUCGUGAUCGGGGAACCCGGAUAUUUCAAACUCACCGCUUCUGACUGAACACACCCUACUGUAUCUUGUUGUUGCCGUCAGAAUUACCGUUUACGUUUGCAGACAACCGUCACUGCUACCACCCGACAGGGGGUCGCAUGGGUGUUUAAAUGGCUUCGCCGCGCCGAUCAGAAGCCGACCUCGCCAGCCCGGCACGCGGGCCGGGUUCGGGCCCGCCAUCCCCACCUCAUCCCGGUCCCGACUCGGCAAGGCCACUAUCAAGAAUCACGUCGGCGGCAGCGUCACCACCACCACCGGGACAACGAACCGCGGAACCACCCACAACCAUCUCUAUCCCCCGCACCCUCUGGCGCCUCAGCAUCCCUUUGUACAUCACUCACCCCUCCCUCCCCAACACACCCUUCAUAACCUCCCUCCCGCGCGUAUCCUACCUGUCUCUUCUUCUCCCCCGGAUCCGCGCCUUCCUGCCCCCAUCCAUCCCAGCCCCGACCAGCUUCCACCACGAAGGGAUCGCGCUGCGCGCCCUGCCGCUCGGCCUGCUCGUCGACCUGUACCAGCCCACGCUGCCGUGGCGCCUGACGGUCGACCAAGGGGACGACUGGCACGUGGGCGACACCUUCCUCAACGGCGUCAAGGAGGCCGACUUUGUGCGCAACGGACACGCCAAGCAGAUUAUGGGCAUGAGCAAGGCCGACACCACGGCGCUGUGGAACGCCGUCCGCGACGCAGACUACCCGGCUUGGGCCCGCAUCAACGCCCGUCUGCUCAACCCUAGCACCCCGAUCAAGCACGUGCCCCUGCGCAUCUACAUCCCCAGCAGCGGUGGUGGUGGCGCCGGGGGAGCAACGCCCGCCGGGUCUUUUAGGGUCAUGCAGACCCUCGUUCCACCCCGGACGGCAAACCGUAUUCCGCAGACUCUCGGCCCAACACUACGUGACUUGCUCCCUGUCUUGUUCCCGAGCAGCAGAGAUCCCGUACUGGCCAACGUGGUGCUUCACGGCGCUCCCGUGCCAUUCUCGGCCCCGCUAGAGGGCUUGAUGCGCGAGGCCGCCUAUCCAGACGGCUGGCUUUGUUUAACCGUCGUGCCAUUAUGAUUUUUUGACAGGGGCAAAAACAGUAGUCUUGAGCUCAAGGGCUAAAAACUUGACCGUUGUUUCCCUCCAACUAGAACUAGAUGGUGAUUUGAGCGACGUUCGAUUUCACGUGCAUUGAAUUUGGUUUCACAAUUCUUGGAGCUGAAAAGAUGCAAGGAUGGCCUUUGAUGUUUAUUGCCUCACAAAGAGAUUCAAGAGACCAAAAAAGAACAACAUGUCUUAUCCAACAAAGUACUUCAAGAUCAAAUAUGAUCCACCCUCAACCAGCCAUCUAUAUAUGCAACAUGUACUUGCAACGGACCUGUCCGCCGCGCAGCUAUCACUUCGUACCACCUCGCAAUAAAAAAAGAAAAAGGAAUAUACCAUCAUUAGAGUAUGCGUGUAUAACAUAACUCAGAAAGUGAAAAGAAAAUCAAAGAAAAAGCCGACCUAGUAAAUGGGUAUGUAUGCAGGUACGCUUCAUCCAAGAAGAUAAACAAAGAAUACAAAACGUCGCUGAGCAU
Messenger RNA from Pyricularia oryzae 70-15, 1916 nucleotides. RefSeq names its product autophagy protein 5. Gene Ontology annotation, biological process: autophagy of mitochondrion; nucleophagy; autophagosome assembly. Gene Ontology annotation, cellular component: Atg12-Atg5-Atg16 complex; phagophore assembly site membrane; cytoplasm. NCBI's taxonomy places the organism in Eukaryota, Fungi, Ascomycota, Sordariomycetes, Magnaporthales, Pyriculariaceae. Bases 469 to 1413 code for a protein of 314 amino acids. The record is from RefSeq and is a predicted model, not a curated record. The transcript is spliced from 2 exons.